Molecule: messenger RNA, 676 nt
Organism: Arachis ipaensis
Lineage: Eukaryota; Viridiplantae; Streptophyta; Magnoliopsida; Fabales; Fabaceae
Source: RefSeq, a predicted model, not a curated record
ACGAGCCAAAGAAACAUUUGAUGUUACAGGAACAGCAAAAACAUCCUUCUGACAGAGAUGACAUUGCUCUCAAAGAAUUAGCAAAGUUCUUUAAGGAAUCAAGUGAAGAAGAAAGAGAGCAUGCUGAGAAGCUUAUGAAGUAUCAGAAUAUUCGCGGCGGUCCAGUGACACUGCAUCCCAUCACAGGUCCUCCCUCAGAAUUUACACAUGCUGAAAAGGGUGAUGCACUCUAUGGUAAGUUCUCAAUAGUCAUCUACCUUGAUUUUUCUCUGUUUUCAGAUUGAUAAAAAUAGUGCUAUUAGUUGUGUUCUGCAAUAUAAUUUAAUCUUAUUUUGUUCAAUCCAUUAUCUUAGUUGGGUGUUAAGCAAAAUCUUCCCUAACAAGAAUAAACAUCCCGGUUAUAUCUUUUGGCUUUUCAGGGAUGCCACCCGCAACUGCCACCAACAUUUCAAGCUGGCUAAUCACAAACGAUGGUGGCAAAAGUACAACUAUGUUCUAUCUGCAGCACUGGACGCAGGCACUGCUUUCAUCUUCUUUGCCCUGCAGAAUGCAGGCCAUAACCUAAAAUGGUGGGGAUCUGAGCUUGACUAUUGUUCAUUGGCUACUUGCCCAACUGCACCAGGAAUUGUAGUUGACGGUUGUCCAGUAUUCUAAUAGAUAGGCACAAACAACAAAU